Molecule: messenger RNA, 1929 nt
Organism: Macrosiphum euphorbiae (potato aphid)
Lineage: Eukaryota; Metazoa; Arthropoda; Insecta; Hemiptera; Aphididae
Source: the annotation of a GenBank genome assembly
AUGGAGAAGAACGUUGUGGUUGAGGACGACAUCAGCUCGUUGAUCGGACAUUUCGCAAAGGAGACGUUCAAAUGCACCAACAGCGAUUCGUUCGGUUUGGAUGUUAUGGAAAAAUGUUUAAAUCUAUUGCGUCUGGACUACAAAUUUAUGAUUAUUGAUAACAGCAAAGGGCGUAUAAAUGAGCAAUAUCCGCAUAAAAUACCAAUUUUACAACAUGAAAAGUUUCCAAGAGGUCCAAGAACUUCAUCUAGUUCUGUUGAUGACAUUUCACCAAAAGGAAAUUGUAAUAGAAAAAGAAACAGUUUAGGUGCACCUUCACCUAGUAAUCAUUCAUCUCCAGAACCCUUCGUGCGAUCUCAAUCACCAAGGCUUAGUAGCCCAAAAAAAUCUAGUGAUAUAGUUGGUACUGAUGUAGUAUUAAUUGAUACUUUGAUCAAUGAAGCCAAAUUUGCACGAUGUCGCAAUCGCUUUGUUGUACCGGUAAUAUUAUACCAAGGAAGAUAUAUUUGCAGGUCUUCAACAAUAGCAAGAAUGACAGAAAUAGGUCUGGGAACUGCAACAGCAAAAGGUCUGUCUUUUGAAGAAUUCCGACAAUUGGAUACAAAAAGAAAAUGUGAUGUAGAAUUACUUAAUGCUUGGAAAGUAGGAACUAUUAUUGAUUUAAUGGUUGAAAAUGAAAAGCGGAAAUUUUCAUUAUCCGUAACAUCUUCAGAAAAAGUAGACGAUACUCAAAAAUAUUCUGUGUUUCGUAUUAUACCUACACCAUACCCAGGGUGUGAAUUUUUCCUCGAUUUUAAGAAAAAUAAUUACAACUCUGAAGGUUUAAUGUUUAAUUGGUCUGAUCCGUAUAUUAAUUCAACGCUUAAUGUGAAACCCAAUCCUGCUGUUGAUCAAUUGGAUAUUCAAUGGAGUAAAUACAAGGAGUGGGACUUGCGGCAAUUGACAGAAAACUACUUGAGUUUGAUGUUAAAAUAUGUUUGGUGUUCAUCAAAAGGAAUAUUAAUACAUUGCAUCAGUGGUUGGGAUCGUACACCAAUGUUCAUAUCACUAUUGAGAAUGUCCUUAUGGGCUGAUGGUGUUAUCCAUAAAUCAUUAUCUCCUAGCCAGAUUCUGUAUUUAACACUUGGGUACGACUGGUAUUUAUUCGGACAUAACCUUCAAAAUCGUCUUGAAAAAGGAGAAGAUAUAAUGCAUUUUUGUUUUCAUUUCCUCAAAUACAUUUUUAGUGAUGAUUUCAAGACACCUACUAAGGCUUCCGCAGUUACGGCACCAAGUAGUCCUAAAUAUUCCUCAUACAUGAGUGAAUUUGAUUUAACUGAUUUGGAUCAAUUGGAUAUUCGUUCACGGAAUAACAGUAAUGGCAGUAAUGAAGAUUUAACAAACGGUAAGUCUUAUGAUAUGUUGGAAGAUAAUCAUUCACAAUUUGAUUUUGAACAAACGGCAACACCUAAACUAAAAUCAAUAAAAAAACCGGCAGAGAAAUUUUUUAUAAAAGAAACAAUAUAUGAAAUGGAAGACAUUGAGGACAUUGAUGAUGAUGAUUUUAUUAUGUCUGAUGAAGUAGAAACAAAACGGUACAAAUGCUCAUCUCCUCGCAGGCGGCAUCGUUCAGUUAGGUCUCCAGAAUUAGAUUUUGAUUACGACGAUUGUGAAAUCCCUUCCAAUUUGGAUAGAACUAUGCCGGUUGAUAUGCCUACUUCACAUAAACAUAUAAGAACCUAUUCAAAUUCAAGCGAGACUGAUGAGUGGUCAAUGGUAACUCAAACCGGUAGCCUAAAUGGUAAUGAUAUGUCUGAGAAUAGAUUUCGACCUAUUUCAUCACGAGAAAACAGAUUAUCUGCUGUUAGAGAAUUGUUCCAUAAAUGUUACAGUACAUACGGCUACAAAACGGACGGUCCAGAAGGUAUUCUCAGCAAAUUAUUAUUUUGA